UUCGUUGUUUCUAGGGUUUGACGCUCUCGCGUGAUCCAGGUAGAGGCUCAAUCCACUCGAUCGUGGAUUGGUACGCUUGGUCAUGAGAUAAUCUCCACCUCUGGGCUGAAUUGAGGUGUUUUUCCUCUCUUGUUCUCCAUGACCAUGGAUGCUGCUAGCAGAUCAAAGGAGGAUGUUUCACUGCCUAAAGCUACGAUGACGAAGAUCAUCAAAGAAAUGCUGCCACCGGAAGUUCGAGUGGCACGAGACGCUCAGGACUUACUUGUAGAUUGCUGUGUUGAGUUUAUCAAUCUUAUCUCGUCCGAGUCGAACGAGAUUUGCAACAAGGAAGAAAAAAGAACUAUUGCUCCAGAGCAUGUUCUAAAAGCUCUAGAGAUUCUCGGAUUUGGAGAAUACAUUGAAGAAGUUCAUGCAGCGUAUGAACAACACCGAAACGAAACUUUGGAUUCUCCAAAAGCUGGAGGCAAAUGGGGUAAAGAAGCAGGCUCGGGGAUGACGGAGGAGGAAGCCAUCGCCGCGCAGCAACGUAUGUUUGCGGAAGCAAGGGCACGAAUGAACAGCGGAGGAACACAAAGCUCUUAGUCACUUUGAGAAAGCUCUCCCUGUACCAUAUACACACACAACCAUGGAGGUAAAAACAAAAGCUUUUCGUUA
This is a messenger RNA of Selaginella moellendorffii, 654 nucleotides long. RefSeq names its product protein Dr1 homolog. The record is from RefSeq and is a predicted model, not a curated record. NCBI's taxonomy places the organism in Eukaryota, Viridiplantae, Streptophyta, Lycopodiopsida, Selaginellales, Selaginellaceae. Gene Ontology annotation, molecular function: protein heterodimerization activity. Bases 139 to 582 code for a protein of 147 amino acids. The transcript is spliced from 5 exons.